AAAGAGGUAGCGGCGGCGGCGGCGGCGGCUUCUUCGGAGGGCUGUGAUUCGCUCACAGGAGCCAUUGACGGGAGAAGACGAGGCUUUCAUGGUGGAAUUUACCUCUGGCGAGAUCGAACAGCUGCAAUAAAAAAGAGAGAGAGAGAAGCGCACGCGGGAGGGCUAGAAAGAGCAGCCUCCCGGCACCUCCCCUCCGCCCGCUGUCUUGAGCAGCACCGGGCCCAGUCUGCCGACCCCUCUCCUACCCUCCCCCGCUCCCCACCGCCACUCAACCCUCCGGCCCGACCCCGCGGGACCCUCGCAGGAUUGUUCCGCGAAGGCGUGAAGGCUGUGGGUUUGUCCAUGGAGACAGGCACCCUUUUCGAUCCAGUCGAGGAAGAGGAUUUGUUGUUCUCUAAUUCGGAGUGAAGGAAGCACCGAAGCGAAACUUAAAAAGGAAUCCUGCUCUCCCGGAGCCACAGGCGAUGAGACUCGGGCCGCCGGGCGCCUUCGCCGCCGCCGCCGCCCGCACGACUUCGCCCUUCCCUAGCAGUCGGGAACUUGUUCUGAUCCUCGGCCCCCUAAUCGAAUCCCCGUUCUCCACCACUGUGCACCCUGGAUAUGUUUUCUCCCAGACCUGGAUAUUUCUUUGAUAUCGUGAAACUACGAGGGAAAUAACUGCGAGGCUUUCCUCUUGUCUCCCUGCUGCUUCUCCCCACGGACAUGCCUUCAGUUUGGGGGGCCACGGCACCCGGUCCUAGGCGAAUGAACUCCCCCAGCCGCGAGGGAGAGAAAUGAAGGGAAUUUCUGCAGCGGAAUGAAAGCUCUGCAGCUAGGUCCUCUCAUCUGCCAUUUGUCCUUUCAAACUGCAUUGUAGUACGGGCCGGGGAUGACUUCCUCGCUGCAGCGGCCCUGGCGGGUGCCCUCGCUGCUAUGGACCGUUCUGCUGGUCAGCACUGCGGCCGCUUCUCAGAAUCAAGAACGUCUAUGUGCAUUUAAAGAUCCAUAUCAGCAAGACCUUGGAAUAGGUGAGAGUCGAAUCUCUCAUGAAAAUGGAACAAUAUUGUGCUCAAAAGGUAGCACCUGCUAUGGCCUCUGGGAAAAAUCAAAAGGGGACAUAAAUCUCGUAAAACAAGGCUGUUGGUCUCACAUUGGAGAUCCCCAGGAGUGUCACUAUGAAGAAUGCGUAGUAACGACCACCCCUCCCUCAAUUCAGAAUGGAACAUAUCGUUUCUGCUGCUGUAGCACAGACUUGUGUAAUGUCAACUUCACUGAGAAUUUUCCACCUCCAGAUACAACACCACUCAGUCCACCUCAUUCAUUUAACCGAGAUGAAACAAUAAUCAUUGCUUUGGCAUCAGUCUCUGUAUUAGCUGUUUUGAUAGUUGCCUUAUGCUUCGGAUACAGGAUGCUGACAGGAGACCGUAAACAAGGUCUUCACAGUAUGAACAUGAUGGAGGCAGCAGCAUCAGAGCCCUCUCUUGACCUAGAUAAUCUGAAACUUUUGGAGCUGAUUGGCCGGGGUCGAUACGGAGCAGUAUACAAAGGUUCCUUAGAUGAGCGUCCAGUUGCUGUAAAAGUGUUUUCCUUUGCAAACCGUCAGAAUUUUAUCAAUGAGAAGAACAUUUACAGAGUGCCUUUGAUGGAACAUGACAACAUUGCUCGCUUUAUAGUUGGAGAUGAGAGAGUCACUGCAGAUGGACGCAUGGAGUAUUUGCUUGUGAUGGAAUAUUAUCCCAAUGGAUCUCUAUGCAAGUAUUUGAGUCUCCAUACAAGUGACUGGGUAAGCUCUUGCCGUCUGGCUCAUUCUGUGACUAGAGGACUGGCUUAUCUUCAUACAGAACUACCACGAGGAGAUCAUUAUAAACCUGCGAUUUCCCAUCGAGAUUUAAACAGCAGAAAUGUCUUGGUGAAAAAUGAUGGAACCUGUGUUAUUAGUGACUUUGGGUUGUCCAUGAGGUUGACUGGAAAUAGACUGGUACGCCCAGGGGAAGAAGAUAAUGCAGCCAUAAGUGAGGUUGGCACAAUCAGAUAUAUGGCACCAGAAGUUCUAGAGGGAGCUGUGAACCUGAGGGACUGUGAAUCAGCUUUGAAACAAGUAGACAUGUAUGCACUUGGACUAAUCUAUUGGGAGAUAUUUAUGAGGUGUACAGACCUCUUCCCAGGUGAAUCUGUACCAGAAUACCAGAUGGCUUUCCAGACAGAAGUUGGAAACCAUCCCACUUUUGAAGAUAUGCAGGUUCUGGUGUCUAGGGAAAAACAGAGACCCAAGUUCCCAGAAGCUUGGAAGGAAAAUAGCCUGGCAGUGAGGUCGCUCAAGGAGACAAUCGAAGACUGUUGGGACCAGGAUGCAGAGGCUCGGCUUACUGCACAGUGUGCUGAGGAGAGGAUGGCUGAACUUAUGAUGAUAUGGGAAAGAAACAAAUCUGUGAGCCCAACAGUCAACCCAAUGUCUACUGCUAUGCAGAAUGAGCGCAACCUGACCCAUAAUAGGCGUGUGCCAAAGAUUGGCCCUUAUCCAGAUUAUUCUUCUUCUUCAUACAUUGAAGACUCUAUCCAUCACACUGACAGCAUUGUGAAGAAUAUUUCCUCUGAGCAUUCAAUGUCCAGCACACCUUUGACUACAGGGGAAAAGAACCGAAACUCAAUUAACUAUGAACGACAGCAAGCACAAGCUCGAAUCCCCAGCCCUGAAACAAGCGUCACCAGCCUGUCCACCAACACAACCACCACAAACACCACUGGCCUCACUCCAAGCACCGGCAUGACCACUAUAGCUGAGAUACCAUACCCAGAUGAAACAACUCUUCAUGCCACAAAUGUUUCACAGCCAAUUGGGCCAACCCCUGUCUGCUUGCAGCUGACAGAAGAAGACUUGGAGACCAAUAAGCUAGACCCAAAAGAAGUUGAUAAGAAUCUCAAGGAAAGUUCUGAUGAGAAUCUCAUGGAGCAUUCUCUCAAACAGUUCAGUGGGCCAGACCCUCUGAGCAGCACCAGUUCUAGUUUGCUCUACCCACUCAUAAAGCUUGCAGUAGAAGUGACUGGACAGCAGGACUUCACACAGGCUGCCAAUGGCCAAGCAUGUUUAAUUCCUGAUGUCCCACCCACUCAGAUCUAUCCUCUCCCCAAGCAACAGAACCUUCCUAAGAGACCUACAAGUUUGCCUUUAAACACCAAAAAUUCAACAAAGGAGCCCCGGUUGAAAUUUGGGAGCAAGCACAAAUCAAACUUGAAACAAGUAGAAACUGGAGUUGCCAAGAUGAAUACAAUCAAUGCUGCAGAACCUCAUGUGGUGACUGUCACCAUGAAUGGUGUGGCAGGUAGAAGCCACAACGUUAAUUCCCACUCUGCCACUACCCAGUAUGCCAAUGGGGCGGUACCAUCUGGCCAGACAGCCAACACAGUGGCACACAGGGCCCAAGAAAUGCUGCAGAAUCAAUUCAUUGGUGAGGACACCAGGCUGAAUAUUAAUUCCAGUCCUGAUGAGCAUGAACCUUUAUUGAGGCGAGAGCAACAGGCUGGCCAUGAUGAAGGUGUUCUGGAUCGUCUAGUGGACAGGAGGGAACGGCCACUGGAAGGUGGCCGAACUAAUUCCAAUAACAACAACAGUAACCCAUGUUCAGAGCAAGACAUUCUUACACAGGGUGUUCCAAGCACAGUAGCAGAUCCUGGACCAUCAAAGCCCAGAAGAGCACAGAGGCCUAAUUCUUUGGAUCUUUCAGCCACAAAUAUCCUUGAUGGCAGCAGUUUGCAGUUAGGUGAGUCAACACAAGAUGGCAAAUCAGGAUCUGGUGAAAAGAUCAAGAAACGUGUGAAAACUCCCUAUUCUCUUAAGCGGUGGCGCCCCUCCACCUGGGUUAUCUCCACUGAACCACUGGACUGUGAGGUCAACAACAAUGGCAGUGACAGGGCAGUUCAUUCCAAAUCUAGCACCGCUGUUUACCUUGCAGAAGGAGGUACUGCCACAACUAUGGUGUCUAAAGAUAUAGGAAUGAACUGUCUGUGAAAUGUUUUAAAGCCUAUGGAGUGAAAUUAUUUUUUGCAUCAUUUAAACAUGCAGAAGACAUUGGAAAAAAAAAUCUGCUUUAUCCUCCUGUCAGUACCCCCCACCCCCACCCCUGCAACAAAGACUUGCUUUAAAUAGAUUUCAGCUAUGCAGAAAAAUUUAGCUUAUGCUUCCAUAUUUUUAAUUUUGUUUUUUUAAGUUUUGCACUUUUGUUUAGUCUCGCUAAAGUUAUAUUUGUCUGUUAUGACCACAGAAUUAUAUGUGUGUAUCAAAAGUGGUCUCAAAAUAUUUUUUUAAGAAAAAAAAGCAAAAACAAUGUAUUGCUGAUAAUCAGUUUGAAGCAGUUUCUAAAGGUCAUUAAAACAGAAGCAAAUUAAGACAGGUUUGACAGCAGUGGUAUCUGGUAUCCAUGUUUUUUUUCUGGGCACAAGCUAGUUUAUAUGUUGAUACGUUCCUGAACAUAUUGUCUGUUGGACAUUCUUUUCUCUUGUCUUUUGUUUGAAUGUGCAAUAGUCCAUAGGCCACAAAUAAGCUUUCUUGUAAGCUCUCUUCCUACCGAGCACACAUUCUUCCAUAAUAUGAACAUUUUUUCUCUCUAUCCCCUAUACUUUCGGCAAGUCUGUUCAAAGACAGUGGAUUUUGCAGAGGAGAAAGCAGCUACCUGAUUUCUUGCUUUCUUUCUCCUUAUGGAGAAUGCAGAAACAUUGUCUCAAAGGGCUCUAAAAAAGGAACUACCAAAACCUAUUUUGAAAUGCUAUUUCUUUUAACCUUCCAAAUUCUAAACUUUUCCUUCCAGGCAUUUUAAUAAACAUAUUUGGUUCGGGUUUUGGAAGUUCAUAAGAGAGCAUAGAACAAAGUAGAGGAAGUCAAAUAUUAGCCUUUUUCCAUUUUAUUUUAUUUUUAUAUGUAUGUUAUGUUUCAUUUUCAUUUAUUUAAGAAGCACAUUUUUAUCAGAAAACUUAUAGAGCUAUACUUAUAUGGAAUCUUUAAGUAGGUAGGUGGUUAAGACAAUAUAGUGUUAUAUCCUUCAUUCUCUGAAUAGGCCAUCUUUGACUCAAAUAAAAUUACAUUUCCUGUUUAAAAUAACUUCAAAAGUGAUUCCUAGUUUUGAACCUGUAGUAUCUUUUUAUCCUCUUCCCAAGCAAAGCCUGGUGACUGUCUGCAAAUGAUUCCUCUUCCCGUGACCUCAAACACUGUGUGGAAAAAAAUCAUUCAAUUGGCAUGUCAAAUCCCUGUCGAAGGAGUGCUGCCAAACCUAUCAUUUUUGAGCAGACUGAGACUUACUCUCUCUUUUCAAAAGUGCGUGUUUUUUCACUAAUCCUAUUUUCAUAAUUUCUCCUUUUGCCAAAUUUUCACAUGAUCUCUGAUAUGUGAGCAGCAUUUAUUAUUUACAUUAUAUUCAAAUAUACCUUUUAGUGAUAAGAUGUUAUGUAUCAUUCAAAUCAUACUGUUUUAAAGCUUCUUUCCUACUUUCAUUACUGACAAUUGUCUCUAAAACAACUUCUGCAUGUUUGUUUUUUUUAAAUAAAGCACUUUAUGUCAAAUAAGGGACUUUUUUUAAUAAGCACAAAUUACUUUCUAUCAAUUUGCAAACAGUGAUACUGUCACUUAUUUUUUACAGAUUCUCCGAGUACUUAGUACACCUUAUCUAAUUAAGUUCUAAGAUUUCUCUGGGACAUAAAAAGCUAAGAGGAAACAAAAAUCCCCCGAACAAUCUUUUCUCACUCAUAUUUCUCUAGCUUCAUCAUUUAGCUAAAAA
This is a messenger RNA of Hipposideros armiger (great roundleaf bat), 5744 nucleotides long. It is a transcript of the gene BMPR2, whose product is annotated as bone morphogenetic protein receptor type 2. Gene Ontology annotation, biological process: cellular response to growth factor stimulus; blood vessel development; BMP signaling pathway. NCBI's taxonomy places the organism in Eukaryota, Metazoa, Chordata, Mammalia, Chiroptera, Hipposideridae. The transcript has 14 exons. Bases 869 to 3985 code for a protein of 1038 amino acids. The record is from RefSeq and is a predicted model, not a curated record. Gene Ontology annotation, cellular component: plasma membrane; signaling receptor complex. Gene Ontology annotation, molecular function: transforming growth factor beta receptor activity; ATP binding.